Guyanagaster necrorhizus is the source of this 1228-nucleotide messenger RNA. RefSeq lists its product as uncharacterized. The record is from RefSeq and is a predicted model, not a curated record. Lineage: Eukaryota; Fungi; Basidiomycota; Agaricomycetes; Agaricales; Physalacriaceae. The transcript is spliced from 6 exons. Bases 100 to 888 code for a protein of 262 amino acids.
AGGUAAUUCGUCAUUGAGCUCUCAGGACCCUCGGUUAGCAGAAAUUUUUCGAGGUCGAAUUUUGUACGCGCUUCAGCUCGAAUUCAAUGGGGUUUUCAUAUGAUCAUCAUAAAACAGACGAGGUGCCCAAUCCGCAUAUCAAAUAUCAGAACACAUCAUUAUCAUCGCCUCCGUCCGAGUGAAUGCGUGACACUUUGCUUGCAUCAUCACGAAUCUAAUGUUAUGCUCUACUACAUAAUGACUCGCUGGUGGUUCAGCAAAAGACAUACAUUCUUUCUUCAGAAUCAUCAUCAUGACCACUACAACCGAUCCUGGGACUACUAUACCGGACCUAACCGGGGCUCUUCAAAGAAGAACUGCCAGAAUUGUAGAAGGUCGCGGUUUCUUGUUUUGAUCAUCCUGCUUUUGUAUCUUCUGGGGGCUGUCAACCUUUAUGGUGAAUGGGCACAGGUUCUCUUAUGUACUAAUGUGAAAACCUUUUGGGAGACCACCUUCGAGUCUAACAAUACUCUUACUACUCCCGUCCUAUGGACUAUGGUGGUCGGUGCAACUCUGAGUGCAGUUCUUGCUGAUGCUACUUCGAUAUGGCGCUGUUGGCUUGUCUGGAGUCAAUCGUGGAGCAUUGUGGUUGUUCCGAUUGCUUGUACUAUCGUGGCAACAGUCCGCAGAAGCAUCAUAACCUAUUACUCUGCCUUUGGAUCUGAUGAAAAAACUCCUCCCCAAGCCCUAUUCCUCGAGAGUGUGGUCAGCUGGUCCGUGCUAUACUCCUCGCUCAUAUUGGCAACCUUGCUAUGGUGCACAAUUCUCAUCAUCUACCGUAUAUUGAGAGUUGGAAAUGCUGCGGGAAGGAUUCAUGUAUUCCAGCGAGUGAUAGAGAUGCUUGUAUAAUCUGCAUCUCUCUACUCUGCCGUGAUAGUUAUUCUGGUCGUGUUGGAAGUUAGGAAUGAGCCAGCCGGAUAUUAUAUCGAAGAGUUGGAAAGUGCGAUAAGAGGAAUCGUGCCGACAAUACUGGUCGGCUGCGUUGCAUCUGGAUGGGCCACAUCUCUGCAUGCAAGACGGGACUUGGAAGAGGGCAUGGAGGAUAGUACACAGAGUUAAGACUGGAGGGAGCAGUGCAAACUUGCAACGUGCACGAUUCAGGUUCAUUAAUUGUCACUAUUAGAUAUAUUUCUCCUUACGAAUUGGUCAUGGCACCGGUACUAUGCUAUUCAUUCGGGACCUUAGACCU